UAUGGGGAAGGCAACGUCGACACCUCUGCUCUUCCAAUCAAAGCUCCUCUGUUUCUCUCUGUUCUACCUCUUCACCUCUCUGUUUCUCGCUCUCUACACCUCUCUCUCCCAAUCCCAAUGCUUCUUCAGAUCUUCUCCCUACGACCCAAUCCAGACCCCUCUCUUCUCCUACCCUCCCUCCUAUGGGGAGCACAAGUACGCAAUCCCAACCCACCGUUCUACUUGCUCUUCCCCUGUCUUCUUCUCAGAUUAUUGGACGGUAUUGAAGGAGAUCCAAGAUUUGUGUAAGAAUUCUUCGUUGGCUUCGCCGGUUUUGAGCUAUAUGCAAGGCCGGGCUGAUAGUUUUGGUGGAAACUUCAGUACCCAAAAAAGAUUUUCUUAUUUUGACCACGACAACACUAGCGUAGAACUUCCUUGUGGAUUCUUGAAGAAAUUUCCAAUUAGUAAUUCCGAUCGAGUUGCAAUGGAAAACUGUAAAGGAGUGGUCGUAGUCUCGGCAAUCUUCAAUGAUCAUGACAAAAUCCGGCAGCCAAGAGGCCUUGGAUCCAAAACACUAAAUAAUGUAUGUUUCUUCAUGUUUGUAGAUGAUAUUACCCUCAAAGGACUUGAUUACCACAAAUUAAUUUCUAGAAAAUCCAAGAUAGGCGCAUGGAGAAUCGUUAGAGUUUCUAGCAAAGACUUGUAUGGGAAUCCAGCCAUGAAUGGGGUGAUUCCUAAAUAUUUAGUUCAUAGACUUUUCCCAAACUCGAAAUUCAGCAUUUGGAUUGAUGCGAAGCUGCAGCUAAUUGUUGAUCCGCUUUUGUUGAUUCAUACACUUGUUGUCUCUGAGAAAGUGGAUAUUGCCAUAUCAAAACACCCAUACUAUGUUCAUACUAUGGAAGAAGCAAUGGCGACAGCAAGGUGGAAGAAAUGGUGGGAUGUGGAUGCAUUGAAGUCUCAAAUGGAGACAUAUUGUGAGAUGGGGUUGCAGCCAUGGAGCCCCAAGAAGCUACCCUAUACCUCAGAUGUACCAGACAGUGCUAUGAUCUUAAGGAAGCAUGAGGUGGGCAACAACCUCUUCUCCUGCCUAUUGUUCAAUGAGUUGGAAGCUUUUAACCCAAGAGAUCAGUUGGCUUUUGCAUAUGUAAGAGACCAGAUGAGACCAAAGCUCAAGAUUAACAUGUUUGAGGUUGAGGUAUUUGAGCAGGUUGCUGUCGAGUAUAGGCACAACCUUAAGCGUAUUGGUGAAGAAGAAGGGUCCAGAGGAGUACACAAGACCAAAAGAACCAAAAGAGCAAGGGCAGAUUUGUUGUAUGUUAAUGGCAGCUGUUGCAGCAGGUGCCAGAAGUAUCUUUUGGAUAUGUGGGGUGAAUCCCAUGAUUGAUUUUUGUCUCUAAACUAUGAAAUUAA
Molecule: messenger RNA, 1389 nt
Organism: Corylus avellana
Lineage: Eukaryota; Viridiplantae; Streptophyta; Magnoliopsida; Fagales; Betulaceae
Product: transmembrane protein (DUF616)
Source: RefSeq, a predicted model, not a curated record